Messenger RNA from Stylonychia lemnae, 2511 nucleotides. The record is from the annotation of a GenBank genome assembly. NCBI's taxonomy places the organism in Eukaryota, Ciliophora, Spirotrichea, Sporadotrichida, Oxytrichidae.
AUGGGAAACCAGCAAACAUCCAACUAAUUAGGAAUAAAACUAAGAUCUUCCAUUAUUCAAAGAUCUUAAUCUUAAAAUCCACAACAACAAUCUCCAUUAACGAAAGGCUCAGAUUCAUCCAAGAUAAAGGAUUAUUGGCUUAGAGGAAUGGGAAGGGGAGGCAAUUCUAAGUCUCCUAAGUAUCAAAAUUUAAAAACUGCAAGGAAAACUUCGCAAUAUGUAAAUGAAUUCGGCUUUGAAGACUUCUCAGGUUUAAUCAAACUUUAAAAAAUAUCAAGUCCUGAACCCACCUUCGAUAAUAAUCAAAAUUAACAAUAGCAUCCCACUCACUAAGAUUAAAAGCAAUAAUACAAAACAAUAAUGUAAGAGGUCAAAAGAUAAAAAAGCUCACAGGAGUUUUAAAAGCUUAAAGUUGAGACUUAACUCUAGAGAGUUAAUGGGGCUAACAAUAAGAUGAUGGAAUAUGAACCAAGUGAAACAGACUCUGAAAUAGAAUUAGGACAGGCAAAUUACAUCCAAAAUAAAGACAACACUGGAGUGAUAUCCAAGAAAAAUCAUGAUAACUUUGAAUAUGGAGAGGAGUCCUAUUCAGGGGAAGCCUAAGUUGAGGAAAUUAAGGAUCUCAGUGAAAAUUCAGUUUCCCAAAUUUAGCCAAACAGCAUCCAAGAUAACUAAUUAAAAACUGAUGAGAUAGAUAUUCUAGACUAAGUUGAGGAAAUUAACCUGGCUGGAUCAGAGGAUUCCUCAAGCAUUUCACUUGAGAUCCACGAUAAUACAGUUGAUUAAGUAAUUUUAAAUUCAAUCUAAAAGCGAAAAUUUGAACUCCAGCAAUCACCCUAAAAUACAAAGUUCAAAGGAAGCAUAUAAGGAGCAUCAACUAGCUCAGGAACGCCAAUGACUAAUCUAAAUUAUAAUAAUAACAGGUUCUUGAAAAUGCAAUAAUCAAAGCAAAGAGUAAAGCCAUUUGCUGAUAAUUCCUCAAGUCCUAUUAGACAAUAAAAAGACCUAAAUAAGCCUAGAAUUAUCUAGCCAUAAAAGAAAAAUCAAGCUCUUGGCACUUAAAAAAAGAGCACACCUUCAAAUUUAAUGCUCAAGGAUAAGCAAAGCUUCAAUAACAAGUUUAGCCUUUUGCUCUCCCCUCCUAAAAAAUAGUAAUUAAAUGUGGGUGGUAAUACCUAAAAAUAGUCUUAAGAAUUCUUUUCUCCUUAAAAGAGAGCUUAGCCAACUCAAAAAAAAAUAAAAACAGCAAGAAGUCCCCAAAAUUUUCCUAUUUAAACCCCUAAUUAUAAGAAAAGUUAGAUUGUUCUUCCAAUUCAUACAUCGAGAUUGCAAAUGCCCUUUAGAAAAGGAAAGAGAGAGUCAGAUAGCUCAAUAAUUCAAAACUAUGUUACUCAAUAGUCAUCUAAAUUAGAUUACUCAAAGCUUUUAAGGCAUGAUAUUUUGAAUAAGCCUGUUAUAAAAAAUACAAAUUAAAAGAAGACAGAAAAUAAUAAUGAAGAUAGUAAUACUUAAAAGUUAACGAGACAAGCUCAGAACAUAGAAGAACGUAAAAACAAGCUUAAAAAUUAUCUAGAUGAAAAUAACGAUAAGAAAGAUUUUGGAAGAAAUGAUCCAAUUGUACAGUAAGGAGAAAUCUAUAGAUUCAAACCCGGCAUUGAGAAUAAUUUUAUCAGUAGAUGGGUUUAAGUUUCAAAUAAUGCCUUUAGAUAUUUCAGAAAUUAAUACCAAUCUUUUGGCCUUAACAAACCAAUAGUAUCAAUCCCAAUCAGAGCGAUUGAAGAUGUCUCAAGAAUUGAAGUAAAUACUGAAGCUUUCUUUAGAAAGAGAAAUGUAAAAGAAAUUGAGAGAACUCUCUUUCAAUACAUGUUUGAAGUUUAUCUCAGAGAUGAUUAUGAAGACAUCUUUAAUUUCAGAGAUGAGGAAGUAAAGCAAAAAAGCUUAAGUCCACUUAAACGAAAUGAAUCUGAUGUCUUAAGUCAAGCCAGAUCUGUGAAUAAUUCAUUCUAUUAGAGUCAAGAAAGAAAGUAACACUCGUUGUAUCGGUAUAAAAAACAGAGUGAAUACACAGCUAGAAGUGUGUCAAGACCCAACUGCAACCAAGAUGACUUAUUCGACCUUUCAAAUUACAACAAGAAAAUAAAGCAGCAUGAAAGAGAAAAGAGAGUAGCCAUGAUUGAUAUAAACAAUAGAGCUGAGGAGUACGAACAUGACAAAGUCAAUAGAAUUGUUAAAGGUCACUUGAUGGCUAUCAGAGAUUAUAAUCUUGGAGACUAAAAGAAGACUUACUUAGAAGACUUCAGCAUGCUUGAAAAAAAUUUCGGAGACAGAAAAAGAAACAUUAAUAUUGACUUCAUUACUAAUGCUUCAUCUUGGACAAACAGAGCCAUAGAUUGGUACAACUCUGAGAGAAGACUAGUCUUUGCAACUACUUCUGAAGAACAGAGAGAAGCUUGGAUGGGAUAUUUUAAGGGCAAGUAAUUUAUAGAAUCCGUAAAUAAAGACAAUUACUGA